AGCCUACAAAGGCAGGAAUAUCUCGCUUGGACUGCUCAAGGAUACGACCCAAGAAGAGAAGCUCAACAGGAGAAACACCUAUACCUGACGUUGCACCAAAAAUUGAUGUUCGUGGGGCGAAUGUAGUCCUCAACUCAUUGGCCCAUGCUAAGCACGAGGAAUAUGUUGUGUUAGUGCCCGAGACUGAAGAAUAUGGGACUUCUAGUCAUCGCCGUGGAGGAAGGAACGCAAGGGGGAGAAAACCGUACCAAGGCCGUAAGGGCUCGUACCCUGCAGAUUCAUCAAAAACUAGAGGUACCCAAAGGAAGACAGUGACACCAGCAAGGCGAAGGAAGGGCAAAGCGACGGGUCAAACAAUCAAUACACCACCAAAUCCUCAACAAAACAUCUUCGACAGAGACUUCCCGCCGUUCGUCGUAGAAGAGAUCGGACAAGGUGACUGCGAAGACGAUGAGCCCGAAUUUACGGAUUUCGAGGUAUUGGAGGAUGAGGACGGAUUGAUGGAGCUGGGACUUCGUGAGUGCGAUCUUCUCGACGGAGCUGAACAUGCUUUCCUGUGAGAAAAGCGGGAUGAUGUCGAGGAAUUGUGACGAAGAGCGGAAAAAAAUAUAUGGGAAAUGAAAGAAAGGACCACAUAAAAUAUUUUAAGGAGUUACAUAACAUAUGAAAGAUUUAAUAUGACCUAUGCCGCUGUGAAUGUCUUUAUAGAAAUAUCACCUCGAUAUUUUAUUUUUUGUACGAGGCUCGCUGGUACCUGCCUCAUUGUUUUACCAUAAUAAUAGGAUGUUUUAUAGAUACUUUGCGUAGAAAUACCUUGAAUUA
Molecule: messenger RNA, 822 nt
Organism: Diachasma alloeum
Lineage: Eukaryota; Metazoa; Arthropoda; Insecta; Hymenoptera; Braconidae
Exons: 5
Source: RefSeq, a predicted model, not a curated record